Colletotrichum aenigma is the source of this 804-nucleotide messenger RNA. RefSeq lists its product as uncharacterized. NCBI's taxonomy places the organism in Eukaryota, Fungi, Ascomycota, Sordariomycetes, Glomerellales, Glomerellaceae. The coding region runs from base 1 to 804 and encodes 267 amino acids. The record is from RefSeq and is a predicted model, not a curated record. The transcript has 3 exons.
AUGCUCUCGGUUCUCAAAUCGAUCCUGGACGUCGGUAUCGACUUCGCUCCGACUGGUAAUUUUCUGAAAGCAGCAAAGGCGGCAGUGCAGGGCGCAAAAACGUUCUCUGAGAACGGGCUAGAAGUAGGCUCAUUCUUCGGCAACUGGGUUGGCCCUGCCUGCGGCAAGCAAGAUUGGAGCUUUGAUAUGUUCGGUGCUUUACUGAACAUGCCUGACUCUAUGGGGACAAGCACCGGCUGCCACAAGAAAGUGAAGGCGGAUUGUGUCGGCUACGCCAGCAGAAAAGACGACACAGGCCCCAACGAGUACCUCGAACGAAGCAUAUCAAUGAUGGACAUCCACAAAGCGACCAAGUCCGUGACUGAGUGGACCUGCGGAGCAAUAGCCAACACUGGUUUCGAUGGUGGAGCUACUGCAACUUGGGGUGUGGCGGCGAUCAAGAGCCUUGAAAAGAAGGAAGAACACUGGGUUUGGCCUUGGGCAAAUGGAUGGGUUCCGCGGGUCCUUCGAGUAGAUGCCAAAGGUAAGCCCAAGCGGGACAAAUAUGGACACGAGAUGGCCGAUGGGUGCGACAGAGACGAGUGGCCUCCUCGCAACUUUUGGCCCGGUGACGAUGUAGCCCAUCCCAAAGGCAUGACGCAAAGAGUUCGGUUCAACCCCUUCCAACACAACAGAGGAGCCGGCAAUCUGUGGGGUAACUUUUGUCCCAAGCAUGAUGCGGUAUCUACAAAAGGCAACAGAAAGGGCAAGAAAACAUACUACGUGAGAGACAACCUCAUCAGUACUGUCAAGGAAAAGGUGUAA